Messenger RNA from Sinocyclocheilus grahami, 4775 nucleotides. Its product is annotated as ankyrin repeat and IBR domain-containing protein 1-like. The record is from RefSeq and is a predicted model, not a curated record. The transcript is spliced from 20 exons. Gene Ontology annotation, molecular function: zinc ion binding; ubiquitin-protein transferase activity; protein binding. The coding region runs from base 231 to 3452 and encodes 1073 amino acids. Gene Ontology annotation, biological process: protein ubiquitination. NCBI's taxonomy places the organism in Eukaryota, Metazoa, Chordata, Actinopteri, Cypriniformes, Cyprinidae.
GUGAUAAACGGAGGCUUCACGGCGGCCGAGGACCGUUGACAACAAAGGCGAGAGGCAGAUUUUUAUUUAGAGUCAGCACGGUUUCAUCAGAUAAGCGCUAAAUUAUUCAGGAUCAGAAAGAGAAAAAUCGACCGCUAUCGUCGUGCUAAUUGGGAAGCGCACCAUGUCGGCUAUCUGUGGACCCACAGGCUGAAGAGGUCUGAUCGUUCUGGAGAGCAGGGAAGCAAGAGAUGGGGAACACGGCCACCAAGUUCCGCAAGGCACUGAUCAGUGGAGAUGAGGUUCUGGCCUAUCAGUUGUACGAGGGUAACCCUCAGUUCAAAGAGUCUCUAGACCCCAACACCUCAUAUGGGGAACCGUACCAACACAACACCCCGCUCCAUUAUGCUGCCAGACAUGCCAUGACACGCAUACUCCGGUCCUUCCUCUUCAGCAAGGAUGGGAACCCCAACAAACGUAACAUGCACAAUGAGACCACAUUGCAUGUGUUGUGCAUGGGGCCAAAUAUCUUGCUAUCCGAAGGGGCGCUGCAGCCGCGACUAGCCCGUCCCUAUGAAGAUGAAUGCAGACGGGCUGAGUGCCUCCAGAUGAUCCUAAAAUGGACCGGCGCCAAACUGGACCGUGGUGAAUAUGAGAGUGCUGACGUCAGUGCCACCGAUAACCAGAAAAACACACCACUACACUAUGCCUCUGCCUCAGGGAUGAAGACAUGUGUGGAGUUUCUGUUGAAGCGUGGUGCAGACCUGUUUGCGGAGAAUGAGAUCAAGGAGACCCCAUGUGACUGUGCAGAAAGGCAACACCAUAAGGAGCUUGCGCUUAGUCUGGAGUCUCAGAUGGUCUUCUCCACUGACCCCCAUGCAGAGGAUAUCGAGGCAGAGUAUGCAGCCUUAGACCGCAGGGAGUUUUAUGAAGGUUUGCGAGUGCAGGACCUCAGGAGACUGAAGGACAUGUUGAUAGUGGAGACGGCAGAUAUGUUGCAAGCUCCUCUCUUCACCGCAGAGGCUCUUCUUCGGGCUCAUGACUGGGACAGGGAGAAACUCCUGGAAGCUUGGAUGUCUAAUGCUGAAAACUGCUGUCAGCGCUCAGGUGUUCAGAUGCCAACUCCUCCGCCCAGAGGCUACAACACCUGGGACACCCUGCCCUCACCCCGUACGCCUCGCACCACACGCUCAUCUAUCACCUCCCCGGACGAGAUCAGCCUGACCCCUGCUGAUGAUGAUCACUCCUUGUGCGGAAUUUGUAUGUGUGCGGCCUCCAUGUUUGAGGAGCCUGUUGAUAUUCCAUGUGGUCACGAGUUCUGCAGAGGAUGCUGGGAAAGUUUCCUGAAUAUGAAGAUUCAGGAGGGGGAGGCCCAUAACAUCUUCUGCCCAGCCUAUGACUGCUUCCAGCUGGUUCCUGUUGAGGUCAUUGAGAGCAUUGUGUCCAGAGAGAUGGACAAACGUUAUCUGCAGUUUGACAUCAAGGCAUUUGUGGAGAAUAAUCCUGCCAUCCGGUGGUGCCCGCGGGCUGGCUGUGAUAGAGCGGUGCGAUUGGCCGGACAGGGGCAAGGUGCCAGCACCUCUGACCCGCUUAGUUUUCCUCGCCUCCAGGCCCCUGCGGUGGACUGUGGCAAGGGUCAUCUUUUCUGCUGGGAAUGCCAAGGAGAAGCCCAUGAACCAUGUGACUGCCAAACUUGGAAGAUGUGGCUCCAGAAAGUCAAUGAUAUGAAACCAGAAGAACUGGCAGGUGUAAGUGAUGCGUAUGAAGAUGCUGCCAACUGCCUGUGGUUACUCACCAACUCCAAACCCUGUGCCAACUGCAAAUCUCCCAUUCAGAAGAAUGAGGGCUGUAACCACAUGCAAUGUGCCAAGUGCAAGUAUGAUUUCUGUUGGAUCUGUAUGGAAGAGUGGAAAAAACACAGUUCCUCUACAGGAGGUUACUACCGCUGCACACGCUAUGAGGCCAUUCAGCAGGUGGAGGAGCAGUCUAAAGAGAUGACCGUUGAGGCUGAGAAGAAACACAAGAACUUCCAGCAAUUGGAUCGCUUCAUGCACUAUUACACACGCUUUAAGAACCACGAGCACAGCUACCAGCUGGAAGAACGUCUGCUUAAGACGGCCAAAGACAAGAUGGAACAACUGAGCAAAGUUUUGAGUGGAAGAGAAGGCGGCCCUCCAGAUACUACUUUCAUUGAAGAUGCAGUGCAUGAACUACUCAAGACUCGUCGUAUUCUCAAGUGCUCUUACCCUUAUGGGUUCUUUCUGGAGCCCAGAAGCACAAAAAAGGAAAUAUUUGAACUUAUGCAGACUGACUUGGAAAUGGUGACUGAAGAUCUUGCACAGAAAGUCAACCGGCCUUACCUCCGCACGCCUCGUCAUAAGAUAAUCCGCGCUGCCUGCCUGGUGCAACAAAAGAGGCAGGAGUUUCUGGCCUCCGUGGCAAGAGGUGUGGCGCCCAAUGAUUCACCCGAAGCCCCUCGACGCAGUUUUGCUGGUGGAACAUGGGACUGGGAGUACUUGGGUUUCGCUUCUCCCGAGGCAUAUGCUGAGUUCCAGUACAGACGCAGACACAGGCAGCGCAGGAGAGGAGACAUGGCCAGCCUCCGCAGCAACACACCCGAACCUGAUGACCCAGCCCACAGCACUUUAGACACACAAGAAAUUGGUGGUGGUCACAGACUGGGUCUGCUCAUGCCUCACAGCUCCCUGGAUGAGGAUGAUCCGAAUAUCCUGUUGGCCAUCCAGCUGUCUCUGCAGGAGUCUGCACUGACUGCAGGCAGUGCUGGCGUUGAUGCUCAAGAGAUCCUCGCAAACGAAGCAUCUCUGGGGGCUAUCGGAACAUCCCUGCCCACGCGUCUGGACCCGGUGCUGUGCGGGAUAGACGUGCCCCGUGCUGCCCUGAGCAGCUCUGAGCUGUUAGAGGUGGGUGACAGCCUAAAGAAGCUCGGUAAUAUCAGUGGCCAGAAUGUCCCUCUGCGUUUUGACAAUCUCAACCAUCCUUCCUGUGAGUCUGCUGAUGGUCCCUUCCAAGCUCCUUCAGGACUUAUGGAAACCUCUGAUUUCAAUUCAGACAACGCCAACCUUCUAGGCAACAUCAUGGCUUGGUUUCAUGACAUGAACCCGCAGAAUAUCAAUUUGGUUCCUUCGGCUGGUGAAUUCGGUGCUCAGUCGGCAAGGAUGACAUCAGAGCCGACUGAGUGUGCCGUUCCACAGUGGACAGCGGGGGGCGAUAGAGAGGCAGAGCACGAGUUUGACUCCGGUAUCGUCACAGGAGAGCGUGAGCCCAUCAGGCCGACACAAUUAGACCUGGUAGGCCUCGAUAUGUGUGCGGUACCUUCUGCUACGUCCAUCGAGUUGGGCGAAACUCCGAGCGGUUUGAACCCGUGUCCCUCUGACACCCCAAAAUGUGACUCAGACCCCGACCAGCCUAGCAGUAACUCCUCUGAAUGGGAGGGUCAAGUACACCUUGUAUGAAAUACUGACUUCACCUACUAGCUAAGCCACUUUUUUGAUGAAGUAGCUGCCUGAUUGCGAACCCGAGGAUCAAGAUUAAUCAUGAUGAGAAGCUUUGUAUGGUCAGAUAUGUAGAAAUCGAAACCAUUUUUGAGUACCCGCUCAGUACUCGUGUGUUUCAGGCCUUUGUGCUCAUGAGGCAUGUGUUCUUUGCUCACUAAAAAACUCAUUCCGGUCUUGGAGUGUUAAACGCUUUUAGAAGAGUCAGCAACUGAAACAGAAAGCGCUAUGAAGACGGGACAAGAAGUGAGGUAGUCCGAAAAAUCUACUGUAUAGAACAGGAUGAUAUUCAGUGCGAGUUCGCCUGAUUAAAAAGGAUGUAAAAGAUACUGUAGGUGCCAAAAAACACUGGCUAGCACACGCCGAGCGGACGGUGUGCUGUUUGUGCCUGCUGCUGAGGGCCUAGCCUCCCUAUUCAGUACACUAUCCUUCCUUUAAAAUAGACCUGUAGUAUUAGAGAAGUACACAGCAGCAUCACGCUCAGAAGAGCAGGGCUGAUAAUCACAGAAACUAAAUGAACAGUAAUUCUAGUUGCAGUUGACUUUUCGUAAUCACUGUAAUCCGUCACCGGUUAAUUAGAAUGGAAAGUACCAGCGAGGUUAAACUCGGUUCAGAGGUGCCACGCUGGAUCUGGAAAACGUUUCGUCUUUGCAACUUCUCACAGUGCCUUUUCUGUGAAACUUCUCUUUAUUUAUAGCCGCUCUCUUUCGCUCGGAGCCCAGAGUGAGGGAAUUUCCAAGACGCAUCGUACGAUUAAGCAAACUGAGGUCAAUAUUUUUUGAAAGACAUUUUUAUACAUGUUCGUUUGUUCUUCAGCAUGACUCUGGCCCCUUCUCCCAGGUUGUUUUUAAAGCAAUUAUCUAAAAAAAAAAAAAUGAAAGAAUUAAUUAACUCUGACACAUUUACGGAUCAAAUCCAUCUAUAUUUAAUGAGAUACUAUUCAUUGUGUGUUAAGAUGUGAUUUCCACAUGGCCACAAUUGAAAAAAAAAUCUAAUUCUCAAAUUUAAAUGUCAGAUAAAAAUCCGUAGAUGUUCUCCUGGUGCAUCUCUGAUAGAAAUUUAAGUUUUUUUCCAAAAAUCAAAAUAUCUAAGGUCUCAUCUAUUGAGCUUUUGGUAGAGGCAAAGGCAUUACAGUUUGAUGGCCAGAAGCUGUUUUAGCUUCAUAUUUACAUUUCUAUAUAUGAUGGAACUCACCCACAAUUACGUUUUUUUUUUUUUACAAUUAAUUUAACUGGUAUUUCUCUACAAUAAAUUAUGGAAAUUAAUUUUCUAUUUAUUUGACAC